AUGCGUCUCUCAUUUGUCCUGUCUUUGAUGCCUCUUGCAGGCUUCGUUGGAGCUCUCCACGUCACUGAACCGGAGGAGGGUGCCGAUGUCAAGGCUUCGAGCUCUUUGACAGUCAAGUGGACUUCUGUGAACACCGAUGCCUCGAGCUUCAAUCUUUACCUGGUCAACAACGCGGUAUACCCCCCCGUUAGCAAAAAACUUGCGACGGAUGUGGAAACAUCCAAGGGCUCCUACACGAUUGAUAAUAUCGGCAGCGUCACUGCAGGACACGGCUACCAGAUUAACCUGCAAUCUGACGUGUCCCAGGACACCGGGAUUCUUGCCCAGUCGCAGCAGUUCAAUGUGACUGGCUCCAGUCAGAGCUCUUCGGCUUCGGGGAGCACCUCAUCCUCCAGUACUACCUCGACCUCUGGCUCUACCACAAGUACCUUGACUGACACUCUCAUCACCACCACCUCAGCGAGCACUGCUACUGGCACGACCACUGUCACUGGCACUACUUCGUCGACUGGUGCCUCUUCUAGCAGUACCUCCUCAGCGACCGCUGCUCCCGCGACCGGUGCCGGUGCUGCUCUCGUCGCACACUCGAUCGCUGCCGCUGGUCUUCUGGCCGGUGCUUUGGCUCUCAACCUCUAA
Messenger RNA from Penicillium canariense, 636 nucleotides. Its product is annotated as GPI anchored serine-threonine rich family protein. The transcript has 4 exons. The coding region runs from base 1 to 636 and encodes 211 amino acids. NCBI's taxonomy places the organism in Eukaryota, Fungi, Ascomycota, Eurotiomycetes, Eurotiales, Aspergillaceae. The record is from RefSeq and is a predicted model, not a curated record.